CUCUAAUCGCAUAUUACUCUACUUAUGUCUACGGUGCCAUAUUAGGUGGAGUCCCGAGACAGUCAAGUCGCGUCACCACGGCGGCACCCUGGACCUUGCAUUGUUUUGAACAUGUUCGGACAAGUCGUAUCAUACGUGGCCUUCACUGAUAGCAGUCAGGUACGUGGCCUAUAUGAAGGAAUAUCAUUUCUUACGUUGGCCGUCCUCGAUCACACAAGAGCAAGGGGUGGCGCACCGACAGCUACUCACUGAUUUCCGCAGGUACCCUAUACCCGGCAGCGCGUAUGUCUGGUUGGCAGUAUGAGCGAGCGACCUCGUCUUUUUCACUCAAUCGUAUGCUCAGAGCAUGGGUUAUGAUUCAAUUACCGGACAUCCGCGCCGUCCACGCAAUCAACGACUGGCACGCCCACACUGCGUGGCCGGGCGUGCCGCGAGACAGUGGACCCAUGACCGGUGUACCGUCCUCGAUACGAUGGCGCAUAACAUCCUGAAUAACAUCCGCGACGGAAUUGCCGUAGAGGGUCGGAGAGACCCUCGCAUGGAGGCACGGAGCGAUACAUGCAAGCUGCGGAGGCGCUCUGGGCGUCCACUCAACAAGCCUUCCAUUAGCUUGCGACACAUCGCCGAGUCCGAGUCAUCUGUCACGGCCAUGAUGAGCGCGGUGCAUUUCCCUUCCUCUGUCCCACUCGCACGCCCACACACACAGGGAAGUGCACCACACAGGUGGGUAUCCCUACGCUCUCGGACCUGCGGCGCCUAUUGUCACACCACGGGCUGCCCGGGCACCAACGUUAUUGUCCUCCAAUCGCCUUGCUUCCGCAGCCCGCACCAAGUCUAUCCGGGUCUCUGCUUUGCCUCCGCUGAAGGCGUUCCUCCCUCCGCCACCACCCCGCUACCUCCACCGCGUACGCAUACCCCGCUGCUUGCUUCUUCUCCGCCCCCGAUACACUUGUUGAUCGUCUACAUGAUUAAGACGCCGUUCCGCGUCGCCGCGACCCUUCCAGUGCCCAUGCCCUUCAAGUCGGAAUCCCCUUGCCGACUGGAGGCUCGGAAUAGGGUGGCGUAGCUAGACUAGUAUCUGCGUAGUCGUACGCACUUGCAGGACAGCAGCGACGAUGUUGGUCGACGCUCGCAAAUAACCGGGCCGCAAUGGGGUCAAUCCUUGUGUCCGUUCAUCGCACAUCGCCCACCCAUACAAGCCUGAGGCCUGAGCGUGCGUUGGGGCUUCUAGGCGAUAUGCGGCGCUGAUACAGCUCGACCGGUGGACAUGAGAGGACUACCAAGAUGCUUUCUUCAAGACCGCAGC
Messenger RNA from Rhodofomes roseus, 1306 nucleotides. RefSeq lists its product as uncharacterized. The record is from RefSeq and is a predicted model, not a curated record. The transcript has 4 exons. NCBI's taxonomy places the organism in Eukaryota, Fungi, Basidiomycota, Agaricomycetes, Polyporales, Fomitopsidaceae. The coding region runs from base 347 to 1066 and encodes 239 amino acids.